CGCAGCAUCAAGCACACUAGAGGAUUUGAUCCUCGUCUCUCUGAUGUCUUUUCUUGCUUGAGCUCGUUGGGUCGACACGAUCAUAUCGAAGCGAGAACUUCUGCGGAUGUUUCUCUACAGUCACAUUAGGUAUCAGAAACUCCUCAUGCAGAAGAACCAUGAGAAGACUGUCCUUCAGAAUGACAUCACUGUAAUCACAUCAAGGAUUUCUGGGUUUUGUGCACCAAAAACUUAGGAAAAACCACAAACUGCAAGGGUUUAAUAUUUCAUUCUCUGCGUUUUUUUUUUUUUUUUUUUUUUGGUAAUAUCUCAGAACAUUUUCAGACUGAUCCGUCUCUUGUGGUGAUCCUUCACGUUGCCCCAGAUGAGUUUUUGUGGCCGUCUCACAUGUUGUGCCGUCUGGCUCCUCGCCGUUCAGAGCAUGAGCUGCUGGGGACUGAGGUCUGCUGACGCGACCCCUGAUCGACCCCAGAAAGGCCCCAAGCAUUCACAGGAUGCCUUGCAAAGACAGAAACGUAACUGGGUUUGGAAUCAGUUCUUUGUGCUUGAGGAAUACACCGGGACCGACCCGCUGUAUGUGGGCAAGCUGCAUUCAGAUGUGGAUAAGGGUGAUGGAAAUGUCAGGUACGUGUUGACUGGGGAGGGAGCAUCUUCAAUCUUCACUAUCGAUGAGAAUACAGGGGACAUCCAUGCCACCAAACGUCUGGACAGAGAGGAACAGGGUUAUUACACUCUGCGAGCUCAAGCGGUGGACCGCGGGACCAACCUUCCGGUGGAGGACGAGUCUGAAUUUAUUGUGAAGGUCCAGGACAUCAAUGACAAUGAGCCUAAGUUUCUGGAUGGGCCGUACGCCUCAGGAGUCCCUGAAAUGUCUCCUCUUGGCACCACGGUGGUUCAGGUGACAGCGACUGAUGCAGACGACCCCACUUAUGGCAACAGCGCCAGAGUUGUGUACAGCAUCAUACAUGGACACCCUUACUUCUCUGUGGAGCCCAAGACAGGCAUUAUACGGACAGCGCUGCCCAACAUGGACAGAGAGACGCGUGACCAGUACGUUCUGAUCAUUCAGGCCAAGGACAUGGUGGGUCAGAUGGGAGGACUGUCAGGCAGCACCUCUGUGACGGUCACACUCACCGACGUCAAUGAUAACCCUCCACGCUUCUCUCGCAAAUCGUAUCAGUACUCGGUGCUGGAAUCUUUGCCAGUGUCAUCAGUGGUGGCCAAACUGAAAGCCGCAGAUGCUGAUAUCGGCUCCAAUGCAGAGAUGGACUACCGCAUAAUAGAUGGAGAUGCACCCGGUGUGUUCAACGUCACCACAGACGAGGAGACACAAGAGGGAAUCAUCUUUCUACAGAGGACUUUGGACUAUGAAACUAAAAGCAGUUUUUCUCUGAAGAUUGAAGCCACUAAUCGGAAUAUUGACCCUCAAUUUCUGACCUUUGGCCCCUUCAGUGAUACAACGGUUGUAAAGGUCAUUGUAGAAGAUGUAAAUGAGCCGCCUGUCUUCUCAGCCCUGAUCAGUAAGCUGGUGGUGUCGGAGGCGGCGAAGGUUGGCACUGUCAUUGGAACGGUUUCAGCCCGUGACCCAGACUCAUCCAGCAGUGCCAUCAGGUACUCCAUAGACCGUAACACGGACCUGGAGCGGUUCUUCAAUGUGGAUGCCCUGUCUGGUGUCAUCAGCACAGCCAAACCUCUAGACAGAGAAAUCAACUCUGUCCACAAUAUCACCAUAUUUGCCACUGAGAACCAGGACCCGUCUCUGGUUGGCAGAGGAAUCGCUCUGAUCACAGUCAUGGACAUUAAUGACAACGCUCCAGUAUUUGCUAUUGAGUACGAGACGCUCCUCUGUGAAAAUGCUGCACCUGGACAGAUGCUGUAUUAAGCAGUACAGAAAGUGAUAAAAGUAUGCAAACUCAGCAUGAUCUUCUCUGGGAAGCAGAAAGUGUCAGACUUCACGUCUCCGUUUUCAGCUCCUCCCCGACUGUAAGCGGCAACUCUCGCUGAUCGAAUGCAUCCAGCUGCAGCCGAUGUCGAACACACCUAUUAACAAGAGCACAUGACCAGCGAACACAAUCACAAGACGUGCUCAAACAAAACAUGACACGAACACGCAGCCAAUGAGAGCUCUCACUGAUGAAAAACACAAGCUGUGUGCUACACAGAACACAACAACACACACGGACAGAAGAAGGUACGGCCCGAGCGAAACUCGAAAUUGCACACUUACCCAGAGACCAGAGCACAUGAAGAAUGAGCGGAUGCCCAAAAUUUUUGACAAAUCUCUUACACAUAUUCAACCGUUAACUUAACAUGUGUCUUAGUUUGUAAUAUAAUACAUUUUCCAAUAAUGUCAUUCACAUUCUUUUUUUUUUUUUUUUUAAACCAGACAUAUUAAUUUGUCUAUAUUUGACUAUACUUAAAAUUGUCUCUCUAGUUGCAAUGUCUGAAGAAUAGUUUUGGAAAUAAUUAUGAAUUGUUGCAGAAUAAUAAAGUGAAUUCAGAUUUCACAAUAUCAGAAUAUUUAUAUAUGCAUUAAUGAAACAAAUAAAACACAUUCCUCUCA
This is a messenger RNA of Ctenopharyngodon idella (grass carp), 2563 nucleotides long. Its product is annotated as cadherin-7. Gene Ontology annotation, molecular function: cadherin binding; calcium ion binding. Gene Ontology annotation, cellular component: plasma membrane; catenin complex; adherens junction. The record is from RefSeq and is a predicted model, not a curated record. Lineage: Eukaryota; Metazoa; Chordata; Actinopteri; Cypriniformes; Xenocyprididae. Gene Ontology annotation, biological process: homophilic cell-cell adhesion; multicellular organism development; cell morphogenesis.